Messenger RNA from Seminavis robusta, 1137 nucleotides. The record is from the annotation of a GenBank genome assembly. NCBI's taxonomy places the organism in Eukaryota, Bacillariophyta, Bacillariophyceae, Naviculales, Naviculaceae.
AUGAGUGCAUCAGCAGGAGAGCAAGUGGUGGUUGCAGAAGUGGCUACCGAAGAGCAAGCCCGUGAUCUUCGUGCGGCAAUUGAUGGCCAGCUCGAGCUGGUUCGUAGUCUUUCGAUUGAUGAGCAACUGGAAUGGACUGUGGAGGAACAACUGGCUCAGAUGGUGAUGAUUGUGUCGCAAUAUCCUGAAGGUGCCUUGCAACAAGCGGUGUUGAUGACUCAUCCUCCCAGUGCGGAAGAAGAAGGGGCCAAUUCCGUUGCACCCCCAACCACAGCCACUUUCAGUGGUCGGUUACCCAUUCACUUGGCCUGUGAUACCAACGCGCCCAUAGAGAUUAUCCGGUGGUUAUUGGAACAUGACGAACGCAAAGAAUCCAUACUGCGCAAGGAUAAAUGGGGUGACCUUCCCAUUCACACGGCAUGCUCUCGAAAAGAUGUCGAGGUGGUUCGCUUAUUAUUGGAAAGUGAUAGCGACAAGAGCACCAUAGUGACAAAGGAUAACACUGGCGCCUUACCAAUUCACAUGGCUUGCAGAUACAAUGCCCCCAAAGAGGUGAUUCAAAUGCUGUUGGAAAACGACUUGGAAGGAAAGUCUCUUUUUGUGGGUGGUACCUAUGAUCAAUUGCCGCUCCAUGUCGCCUGUCGUUGCAAUCUGCCACCUGCCUCCAUUCAACCCUUGCUGGAUUUUGAUACGGAUAAAAAGACCGUAUUGGUGGAGGACAAUGCUGGACGUUUGCCAUUGCAUGUUGCCUAUCUUCGAAACUCUCACAUGGAGGUCACUCGAAUGUUGUUGGAAGCCAUGAUUUGCGGUCGCAUUGAAAGACUUGGAUUGGACUUGUGGAAAAGGGACAUGGGGCGGAUCUAUACGAGUUUGAGUGCUCAUGAACGAGAUUUCAAUGCCAAUGACAAGUUGGAAAUGACAAGGGAAGCCUUGAAAGAAUUUAUUCAGCGGGCAUUUGUUUUCGAGCUGGGAAUUUGGAAAGCCAGCUGUGUAAGAGGCUCGAAAGAACGGUGUCGAGAGGAUUGUGAAUACAAAAAGGAAAGACGCAUCAAAAGUGGGGCAGAAAUUAUCAUUCCGCAUGUUGUAUCUUUUCUGGAGAAUGAACCCAUUGAGAAGCUUGUGCAACAACUCACAUAG